UGAAACAAUAUAACCGGGAAUCUUAAGCACACUAAUUAUUUAAGUUCCUCAAUCUCUGAAGAUCUCAACAAACGUAUCUCUGUCCUUUAGCUCCUUAUAGUUGCUCUUACCCUAAUACAUAUAUAUACAGUCUUUGUUCAAUGUUUCCUUUCCCUCAUGAUCAUCAAAGCAAAGAUUUUGAAUUACAAAUGUAUUCGACUCCCCACCAGAAAGAUUUUAUGCAACAGGAUCUGAUCAUGAUGCAGGGUAGUCAUGAGGUUUUGCCAUCUGAUCUUCAGGGACGUAGUCUAUCCAAUAUUAAUAUUAGUAAAGCAAAUAUUAAUAAUAUGGCUACUGAUCCUGACGAAAGGAAGAUCAUGCGUAGGGACAAUGAGCGCCAAAGAAGACAAGUUAUGGCGAUUCGCACUGCAUCACUUCGAUCCCUCCUCCCUCUUGAAUUAAUUAAGGGAAAACGUUCAAUCUCCGAGCACAUAAAUGAAGCAGUGAAUUAUAUAAAGCAGCUGAAGGAGAAGAUACAGGAGCUGAAUGCCAAGAAGGAAGAGCUUAGAAGGGUGUAUAAACAUUACAGUAGUUCUGCACAUGAUUUCAGUCCUGAAAUUAAUGAAAAUUUGGGUACUAAGAGUACUUCCAAUAUCAUGGUUGGCCCAACAUGUUGGGGUGGAGUGGAGAUUGUGGUAAGUACUAAUAGUACAAAUUGCAGUGAGCUAGAAGGGUUUUCUCUUUCAGGAGUACUCAAAGCAUUGCUUGCAGAGGGCCUUACCGUUGUGAAGUGUGCUUCCACUGCAGCAAAUAAGAGGUCGUUUCACUCUAUUCAGUGUGAGGUCGACGAUUUGGCAUGUAUGGAUUUGUCUGAGCUACAACUGAAACUAAAUUUUUUAUGCAAUUCUGGCUAGUCAGCAUGGCAUUCUAUUUCGGAGAUAGAAUAUGAAUCGUGUUCAUUAGUGGUGAGGAGAACAUACAUUAAGAAUGCAUGCAUGGAGAAAAGAAGUAAAGAACCAUUAGAUAAUUAAAGCAUUGAGAUGCAGGUAAGCAGGUAAGGGGAAUGCCAUCAAUGGGAGCUAGCUGGUACUGCAAAUAGCCAAAUAUAUCUAAUGAAAUUAUGACAAUUGACUAUAUGUGUCCAGACAAUGCCCGAAUAUAUAAACAUACCUCAAUGUUUGAAAUCUUUCGGAGUAUUGAUGACCAAGGCACUACAGUAAACCAGUUAAAUUCUGCAGUCAACUAGUAGCUCGUAUAGUUAUAUGCACAGCUCCGGCCGGAUGCCCUUCUGACUAAAGAUUCACUCAUUUCUUUUGCUCAGUUUCUAACACCAUCAACGCAAGGAGAUAUUCCUUUUCUUCUUCUGCUAGAGAAAAUGAGAUAUUCCAUGAGUUCUUCAAUAUGUAGAUGAUUCUCAAUUCAUACAUUAGUAUCGGGGAAUUGAAAUGUCCAAAGCAUCUGGGAGGUAACAUUACUCUCAUAUCAAUAAUGUAAGACUUUGGUGUUGCCUAUUACAUCU
Messenger RNA from Rosa rugosa (rugosa rose), 1498 nucleotides. Its product is annotated as transcription factor bHLH36-like. Gene Ontology annotation, molecular function: DNA-binding transcription factor activity, RNA polymerase II-specific; RNA polymerase II transcription regulatory region sequence-specific DNA binding; protein dimerization activity. The record is from RefSeq and is a predicted model, not a curated record. Lineage: Eukaryota; Viridiplantae; Streptophyta; Magnoliopsida; Rosales; Rosaceae. Gene Ontology annotation, cellular component: RNA polymerase II transcription regulator complex. The transcript is spliced from 4 exons. Gene Ontology annotation, biological process: regulation of transcription by RNA polymerase II. The coding region runs from base 141 to 893 and encodes 250 amino acids.